AUGGGAUCGAUAGUAGUGAGCGACUUCGGUGGGAACCACUUUCACAAACCCGUGUUCGGUGGUGGCAGUGGACACCAGCAGGCGCAAGAACCUCCUUCUUCGCAUUCGGGACGGCCCUCGUCGUCAGUGGACGCGCCGCCUCGAGCCGUGGCUGACGUUCCAAUGGCCGAUGCGGGAGCCCCACCAUCCAGCUCAACACCAGCUCAGCGAGCGCAGCAGCACAACCCCCCGGAACCCAGCCCACACACAUCCACCCAGCAGCAGCAGCCGGCACCUCCUUCUAGCCCCCGCUUUCGCCCACAUUCGCAGCAGCCCACGCCCUCUGCCGCACAGCCUCGAACCGUGCCCUCAUCUGGACCAUCAUCUGUCCAGGGCUCACCAGCACAACUGCAGCGCUCACCUGCCGAGUCGAACGCAGCGUCGCCUCGAAAGAUCAAGGUCACCAGCCUGGCCCACAUCCAAAGUUUUGCCGUCGAUGAGUCGAGUCCCUUUUCCCAGACGCGCUCGUUGUCGCGGCGUCAACGACGAGACCCUGCAGACGUCGGACCACAAUAUGAGAUCAGCGAGAUGCCUGUCUCGGAUAUCAUCGAGAUGGUCGCUGGGUUGCUGACCAAAAUCACUACCACGAACGAUCGACAGCAUGAUCAUCUGCAUCGCCAAAUACCGCCCGUAGACGGAGCAUCCGGACUCAGCCAGCAGACAACCAGUGUACUAGCCUUUCACGGCAAAAAUGUGCCCAGUAUAUCGAUACUGAGUUAUCUCAGCCGCAUACACAAGUAUUGUCCUACCACCUACGAGGUCUUCCUCAGUCUUCUUGUGUACUUCGACAGAAUGACAGAGAGAGUGAACGCGGGACCUAUGCUCAACCUCCGCCAGGCCAACCAGCAAUCGUUAGAACGCUCAGGAGCUGUUGCUUCGGCGACCACGACUGCUGCGGCGGCUUCGCAGACCCCAUCAGUUGCAGCUCAAAGCGUAACACCACCCCCAUCUGGAUCUCUCGGCAGGCCACAAGAGCCUGCAGCACACGCUGCUCAGCCUCCGUCCCCGCCCCAGCAAGACCUGGACUCUGAUGCAUACAACCUUUCCCAUUUCUUUGUAGUGGAUAGCUUCAACAUUCACCGACUUGUGAUCGCUGGUGUUACUUGCGCCAGCAAAUUCUUCUCCGAUGUGUUCUACACCAACUCUAGAUACGCGAAGGUUGGUGGUCUACCAUUGGUUGAGCUGAACCAUUUAGAGCUGCAGUUCCUGUUGCUGAACGAUUUCCGUUUGGCUGUGCCUCUCGAAGAGAUGGAGGCUUACGGGACUAUGCUGGUUGAGUUUUAUGCGCGAGAGGUGGCCGAACAGCACGAGCGACAGAACGGAGGAAGACAGUAA
Ascochyta rabiei is the source of this 1374-nucleotide messenger RNA. Its product is annotated as cyclin-like protein interacting with PHO85. The transcript is spliced from 2 exons. Gene Ontology annotation, biological process: regulation of cyclin-dependent protein serine/threonine kinase activity. The record is from RefSeq and is a predicted model, not a curated record. Gene Ontology annotation, molecular function: protein kinase binding; cyclin-dependent protein serine/threonine kinase regulator activity. Gene Ontology annotation, cellular component: nucleus; cyclin-dependent protein kinase holoenzyme complex. Lineage: Eukaryota; Fungi; Ascomycota; Dothideomycetes; Pleosporales; Didymellaceae. Bases 1 to 1374 code for a protein of 457 amino acids.